CCCCCCUGCUGCUGCUAGGCUUGCGAUUGCCGCUCGCUCCAGCUGAGCUAAGAGUAGCAGCAGCACCAGGGCAGGGACUGACUCCAGCCCUUGGACUUAGGACAUCGCAACACCUUCCCUUGCGUGCGUGACUCAUUCGCACAUCCUUUCUGUUUAUGCCUGGGGUGGGGAGAAAAAUCCCAAACCAGUCUGGGUCCCCUGCAAUAUUGUAUAUUGAGAUAACCUGCACUCUGAACAAGCUGUGUAAAUGAGUAUGGAAGAUUAUGAUUUCCUGUUUAAAAUUGUUUUAAUCGGCAAUGCUGGUGUGGGGAAGACGUGCCUAGUCCGACGGUUCACUCAGGGUCUUUUCCCCCCAGGACAAGGAGCCACAAUUGGAGUUGAUUUUAUGAUUAAGACAGUGGAGAUUAAUGGUGAAAAAGUAAAGCUUCAGAUCUGGGACACAGCAGGUCAAGAGAGAUUUCGGUCCAUCACCCAGAGUUAUUACCGAAGCGCCAAUGCCUUGAUCCUCACCUAUGACAUAACCUGUGAGGAAUCCUUCCGUUGCCUUCCUGAGUGGCUGCGGGAGAUAGAACAAUAUGCUAGCAACAAGGUCAUCACUGUGCUAGUGGGCAACAAGAUUGAUCUGGCAGAAAGGAGAGAGGUCUCCCAGCAGAGAGCUGAAGAAUUCUCAGAAGCUCAGGACAUGUAUUAUCUGGAGACCUCAGCCAAGGAAUCCGAUAACGUGGAGAAACUCUUCCUUGACUUGGCAUGCCGCCUCAUCAGUGAAGCCAGGCAGAACACGCUUGUGAACAAUUGCAACUAUAAUCCUCUUGAGACUUAACUUGAAAAUGAAAAGCAGUGAAAAAAACAUGUGUUAUCUCAUCCUUCUGACAAAAUGUACUCCAUGUAAGCAGUGUGUGGUUGAACACUAAUUUGGGGAUAAGAGAGGGAUGUGUUUGGUUUUUUUUUCUUCUUCUUUUUGGAUUUCAUAUCUGUGACAUGAGCCUAUUUGGAGGGAAAACUGGCUUCCCUUACAUUCUCACACUGGGGAGACAGCAUACUGAAUUAAGAAAUUAUCAUCCCUUCCAACAGCUCAUUAAUAAUGUUAGAGCAAGGGAGAUGAUUCUUCAUCUCCUUUCCUAAACCCAUGGGAACACUGCAAUCAUUUUGGGGAGCCAUAGUUUAAAAACAAAUUGAGGCAUAACAAAGAUGGUGAAGGAGUUUAAAAUUUAAGACAUUUGAAGAAUAUUUGAAGGAUUUAGGGAAAUUUAGCUUGGGAAAGAGAGGAACAGUUAGUACAUUAGAGCAAGACUCUGUUGUUCAAAGGCGUGUAAUGAGGCCCACUGAAUAGAGGUCAUAGGGCCACAGAUGUGAACUUCACGUCAGGGAGAACUUUCUCAAAAAGUUGGUUCACCAUGGAAGGGGCUGCCUCUGUCAAGCAAAGCCUAGAUAAGAACCUGGCAAAGAUUAUGUGGAGAUGAUCCCAGCGUUUGUUGGGGUGGCUCAGAUGACCUGUUAAAAUUCUAUGUUGUAGUACUUUGCUUCUCAUAACACGUUCAGUUAAAUAUCUGUUGACCCACAGCUAUUUUUCUUUUUUUUUUAAGGCUUUGCUCUUCUGCCCAAAGUGCAUCCCACUCUCCAGGAAGGAGGUUGGUUACAUGUCAUUAGGUCGAGGCUGGCUUGCUGUUAUGCCCUAGGCUGGGAUUGCUUUCCAAGUCCAUUCAUUGAUGUCCUGUUGAAAUCACAAACUGGUUCUUGAGUUAAAGAUUAAAAAGGUAUUGUUUUAGUAGAAGUUGAAAUCUACAUGAAAUCACGGAAAUUAUGUAUUUGUCACUUGCCAAACAUAGGCUAAGCUCAGUGUGAGUAGUUGGUAUUUCUUCAGGAUUUCAGGAUAGGCCUCUUUAGCAGAGCGGAAUCUUCAGUUAAAAUCCCAUAAAUUACCAACGUAAAGUUUUGCAGCUCCUGUUACAGAUGCGUUGGUGGUCACUGGCAAAAAGCAGGCCCCAAAAUCUAUUUUGGAAAAGUCUCAAAUGACAUUUGGUUAGUUGGUUUGAUUCUCUUGAAAAAGCAUGAUCUGAAAAUAAUUUUAAAAGAAUGGAGGCCAAAUUGCUUUAUGUAGAAAGUAACAAAAUAUAGGUCUUUGAUUUGAAAAUCAGAGAUAACUAUAAGCAACAUUUGCUAAUAAAGCCCAUUACCCAAGUGAUUCCACCUGCAAGGUAACUUGCAUCCUUGCAAGGCUGGUAGAUGGCUCUUCAUUGGUCUUUCUAAAAAAGUCAUUGGUCUUGCAUCAGUAUGGUGAGAAACACUUCAGUUUGGGUGAGAAUUUCUUUGACUCCUUUGGAUAAGAAGUCAGAGCACAAAAGCUACUCUCUUCUUUAACUGACUUUGUGACAUGCAAGAGUCAAAAUUUUACUUUCCCACUGAGUUAAAGCAGAAUUUUCAGAGGUAUUGUGUUCUAGUUCCCUUGGCGGGUUGUGACUUUGACACUUCAGUGAGUGAUGUAGGGAGGUAUUUAGAAGGGGGAACACUAGGCUAGGUGUGAGGAGUCCUAAUAUUCCCAUGAAUUAGCUAUAACAUUAUGCAAAGCACAAUCUCUUGCAGUUUCCUCCUCCUCCACAAGAUAGACUAAUAGUAAUAAUACCUGUCAGAAUUAUUGUAAAAGUUAGAUAAAUUGAAAAUGCUUGGUAAACAGUAAACACUCAAAUAUUAGUUUUCUCCUUGAUUAAGAGCAGACUUUGGAUGGUCUGAUACAACUAUGGAUCCUUAGAACAAAACAAGGAAUCCUCCUGACUUAAAAAAAAAAACUCCAUUUUUGAAAGGGCCUUAAAAGAAAAUCACUCAUUUGAUCCAUUCUGCUUUAGGGCAUAACUGUUACCCAAGAGACUCCACUUCUUUACCUACUUCAAGAAAGGUAUUCUCUCUCUCUACCCAGUGGACAAUUCCAGGGUCGUAAACUCAUUAUCAGGAAACUUAACCUUACUACCAAGAUACCUCACAGUGCAAUUUGAACCUCUCUCUUCUUGAUCCCAUUCUCCAUUAGAAGAAAAGUGGGUUGAUCCUGUUUUCUUUUUAAAGGGCCAUGUUUGCCAUUUAUUAUAGCCCUUCUGCCUCAAAUUUUUUUUAAUUGACAGAAAAAGCUCAUUAAGGUGAUAAUUAUUAUUCCCUUGGGGAAUGUCAGGAUAGGUAUUUAUAAAUUCUUAGCUUCUUAUUGAUAUCAGAUUUAGAUCACAAUCUUACUAUUGAUUAACUCUUCAGUUAUCCAUGUAUUUUCUUCUUUAGUUAACAUAUAAUUGAUAACCAAGUAUGCUUCUGAAGAAUUAUUCUGGUUAUGCGGCUCUUGUUUUCUCCUCUUGGUAAAAAUGGAGUCAUGAAUCCCAGUUUUGUCAACUGCUUUUAGGAUGUAAUUUCGUACAUGACAUUAUUUGAUGGACGUAAUUACCAACACCUAAAUUUAGCAGGGUUUCUUUCCCUUUCUACAUGUGCACUAAGUUCUGAAAUAAAAAUUGGAAUACCAAAUGCCUAAAAAAGCAAAAAUUCCUGCACAGAAUAACAAAAGAUACGAAUCUGGUCUGCUAGGAUAAUUUGUCACUAGUUGGUUGAAUGGUACAGAGCUUUUGUUUAAGGUUACACAGUUAUGCCUGGAUUAAAUAACAAUAGCAAAACUUGAUAAGCCCUCUGAAAAACAGCUGCUAAACAUACUGCUUUCUGGAAAGUAAUCAUUAAGAAUAUAUAUUCUCUUGUCCUAUACAGUUGCAGAAUGUUAGUAGAACUUUCUUGUAGGCUCCCUGACAAUGAAUGUCAAUUGAUUUAUUAAAAAAAAUUUUUUUGUGUGAACCCUUUUAUCCCUUUAAGGUAUGUUGGGGCUUUCAUGUUCCUGUUGUAGAAAAUUUCAAAUGAUUAGAAUGCUGGCUUCUGAUUUCUGCUCACUGAAGUGUCCUCUAGACAUACCAGAAGGUUGGGGCUUCUUUGUUGAUAUGUAAGGGAGCUACUUAAAUACACUUACAUAAAUGUAAGUGUGUGAGUAAAAUUGCUAUUUUCAGCAAAAAAAAAACAAAAACAAAACCUUUGCUUAAAAUUUCAGCUAAAAAAAUUUCAGAUAAUAAAGGGUUGAGUUUUUUUUAGAUCAUCUAAAGGGAAAAAGUGUGCCCAUAUAUAUUGUUGCAUACAUUUAAUGCAUGACUUUUAGUAUAGGGAUGAAAUAAAAUACAAAAUAUAUAAUUCUGGAGGUCUUCUCAGCAGCUAGUUAAAAUAUUUAGAGAAGCUGUUUUAUGAAGACUUAGAGAAUCCCUGAUUUCCCUUUUCCUAUCUCUUUCGAUCAAAAUGUAAACAUAGUUUUAACAAAUAUGUUCAUCAUGGAAUCAUAUGAACUCAACUCUUAAUUGGUUGUUGGUUUCAAGCAUAGGCUCUCAGUAAUAUCUGAAUACAUCUGAAUAUAAAAUCUAUUUCAACACAAACAAAAUACUUGAUUUUAAAUGUUAAUAUGCAGAUAUUAACAGGAUGCUGUAUCAUGUCUUAUGUGUUCAUGUAUUUUUUUAAUAAAAUGCCUGUUAGAAAUAUAAGCUUAUGAUGACCUGAGUGCAAUUAGCUGAAAACAUUGUAUAGAAAGGUGAUUGUGUGAAAACUUCACUCAACGUUAAAAAGGGGGAUGAGGGAGCAGGAAUCUGAGCAAAAUAUUUAAAAAUGAAGUUGCAUUUCUCUUUUUAAAAUUAAGAUAUAAUUCAUACACCAUUCAAUUCACCCCUUUAAAGUGUACAAUUCAGUGUUUCUUUUAGUAUUUUCACGAAGUUGUGCAACCAUCACCAUUAUCUAACUCCAGAACAUUUUCAUCAUCUCCCAAAGAAAUUCUGUACCCAUUGGCAGUCACUCUCCCUGCUUCCCCACCAUCAUCUAGCAACCACUAAUCUAUUUUCUCACUAUAGAUUUGCCUAUCCUGGACAUUUCAUAUAAAAAGAAUCGUAUAAUAUGUGCUCUUUUGUGUCUGGCUUCUUUCACUUAGCAUAAUGUUUUCAAGUUUCAUGUUAUACCAUGUUUCAUGUUAUAGCAUGAAUCAAUACAUUCUUUUUAUGGCUAAAUAAUAUUCCAUUGUAUGUAUAUAUGUACCAGAUGUUACCUGUCCAUUCAUCAGUUGAUGGACAUUUGGGUUAUUUUCACUUUUUAGCUAUUAUAAAUAAUGCUGCUAUAAAUAUCUGUAUACAAGUUUUCUGUGUGGGCAUAUGUUUUCACAUCUUUUAAUUAGUCUAGCAAAUCAAAGUCACUUGGGUUCAUUUAAGCAGGGCCUCUUAAAAUCCUACUUAGAGAAUGCAACUUAUAAUCUUAGAUCAACUGGUCAAUUAGGAGAUUCCUGAAUAAUGGCUAACACCCUAAUAUGGCUAUAAGAAUUUUUCUAUGAGCCUAUCAUUUAGAUAGUCAAUUUCAUGAAGACUGCUUCAGUCUUGUAGAAACUGAGUUGUUAUCACAUAGAGAAUUUCCAAGUCCUCCACAUUUUUUAAAGGGCGGCUACAAAUCAUGCUGGAGAGCAGCACUCAAUCUUCUAGGAUUCAAUGAAGGAGCACUUUUAAUGUACAAUUUCCUUUACAUAUAUUGACUGUCUUUUAAAGUUUGGGUUUUCCUUCUUGAAAAAACAUUGUCAAAUUGCCAAACCACUUGACCGUCCAUUGUAGCUUCGGUUUUUAUUAAGAAAUAAUUCAUACUGAGAGUAAAAGUAAAAAGAAUGUAUUUUGUGUGCAAAGGAUGAAUGUAUUAACAACUUUUUAUUUGUAACAGAAUUUUUUAAAAAGGUGAAUAGAAAUUGCUUUCCCAUGUACUUGUAAAUAAAUAAACAUCUCCUGUUGCCCACAUUUGGACAAUCAUAUGCCAUCAAACUAUGUAAAAAGCAUACAAGCUUUAAGUACACUAAUGUCCUUCAGCACGAAAUGUGCUCUGGAUUUGGGGAUCUGGAGGAUUGAGUUUGAAUGUCGAUUCUCUAACUGGCUAACCUUAGACAAAUUGUUUAACAUUUUGCACCAUGGAUUUCUUCCCUGUAAAAUAUGGGGCUACAUUGAGUAAGGCCUCCUCCAAUUAUAACACUAAAUAAGAUUCCUCUGCUAUAUUCAGGAUGUGAAAAUUAUAUGCUAAUUAUUUCUAAUGGUGAGAAAAAUGUUUUAUCCUAUCAUAUAUUGGAAGGAGUAUUAUUACACUGAGAAGCAUGAGUCAAAUUCUAGUCCCAGCUGAUACUGAGAAGCUGUGUGACUUCGCGGUAAUCAUUUAAUUUCAAGCCUUAAUUUUCCCAACUGUAAAAUAUGGGCACUAGAUUAGAUAUCUUUAAGAUACCUUCCAGCUAAAACACAUUAUAUGGUUCUAUUUUUUUAGAGAUAUCAUUUAAAAUAUUAUCCUUCAUAAUUAGGAAUGAGACUACUUAUGCAUUACUAAUAAGGCAUUCAUUCAUUCACCCGUUCAUUCAUUCACCAUUUAUUGAGCAUAUACUAUAGGGUAGGUGCAGGAAUCUGCUUUUAGAUGUCUCUCACCUCCACUGCAGGAGUCACCGGAUUUGCACCUUUUCUUGAAACUCAUCCCCACUUCACCUCUUGCCUCUCACUCUGCCUUGCAAUAUGCAUUUGAGAGACAAAUGUCCUGGAUUAAGACUGCUCCAGUGGGUCAUGGAGCAUGGUAGAGUUAACAGGAUAAAAUGGAAUCACACUAUGAUUUUGGGCUCCCUGGCAUGGUGCUCUUUAGUUAACUGAGCAUAGGCAAUCUGUAACCUUAUUUGACAUUAACAUUUUUUUUUUUUUUUUUUUUGGCGGUACGUGGGCCUCUCACUGCUGUGGCCUCUCCCGUUGCGGAGCACAGGCUCCGGACGCGCAGGCUCAGCGGCCAUGGCUCACGGGCCCAGCCGCUCCGCGGCAUGUGGGAUCUUCCCGGACUGGGGCACGAACCCGUGUCCCCUGCAUUGGCAGGCGGACUCUC
Messenger RNA from Physeter macrocephalus (sperm whale), 6921 nucleotides. It is a transcript of the gene RAB30, whose product is annotated as RAB30, member RAS oncogene family. Gene Ontology annotation, cellular component: Golgi cisterna; trans-Golgi network. The transcript has 7 exons. Gene Ontology annotation, biological process: vesicle-mediated transport; Rab protein signal transduction. NCBI's taxonomy places the organism in Eukaryota, Metazoa, Chordata, Mammalia, Artiodactyla, Physeteridae. Bases 248 to 820 code for a protein of 190 amino acids. Gene Ontology annotation, molecular function: GTPase activity; GTP binding. The record is from RefSeq and is a predicted model, not a curated record.